UGAGCGAGCAGCUCCCGCACUUUCGAUUACGCUGUGGGCGUCGCCACCUUCGGGUAAGGCGCUCCCAGGACCCCUUUCCUUCCCCUCUACAAAAAGCUCAAACAGGGUCGUCUGAGCUUUCACAGCGCCCAACGCAGUGCCAAGUUCGACUAACGGCCAAUGUGGUGGAUUUAAAAUCCUUCUUCAAUGAAAUCCUACCUUUUCCUUCCUUGCCCACCUGGUGGCCCUUCGGAAAGUCCCAGUAGGGAGGGGACUUGACCCUCCCGGAAGGCUAGAAUCCCUGCUCCCUGCACGUUCAACUCUCUCAGGUCUCCGCUGAAGGGAGCUGACCGUCCUCCCGCCCUGGGGCCACCGCAACCCAGAGGCCCUUCUCCCCAAAGGAGCAUUCCAGAAAACCCAGUCUUGAGGCUGAAAAGAGCCUGGAAUCCCAGACCUAAACCAGUGAAGAAUCCUGCUGAACUAUGGGUAAGGCAUUCUCCCAGCUCAAGUCUCAGCAGGAUGAGGACAGGCCGAUCCUCCCCGACAACCCAGCCGUUACCAGCAAGGCGGCCAACUACUUCAGCAUCUGUGGCAACAAGCCACCCCGCGGUGUGCCUUAUGAAAAGGUUGCUGGUACCGGCUUUGUGACUUGCCCUACCUGCCAAGGCAAUGGGGAGAUCCGCCAAGAGUUAGAGAAGCAGCUAGUAGCCCUCAUCCCUUACGGGGACCAAAGGCUGAAGCCCAAACACACGAAGCUCUCUGUGUGCCUGGCGGUGAGCAUCUGCCUGCUGGCUUUCUCCCUCACCAUCUUUUUCCUGUAUCCACGGUCCAUUGUCGUGCAGCCUGUAGGCCUCAACUCCUCCACGGUAGCCUUUGAUGAGAAUCAUGUACAGCUCAACAUGACGAAUGUGCUCAACAUCUCCAACAGCAACUUCUAUCCCAUCACAGUCACAUGGCUGACUGCCGAGGUGCUCCACCUGACCUCUGUGGUAGGACAAGUCAACAGCAGCCUCCGCCUGCACAUCGGCCCUUUGGCCAACGAGCAGGUGCCUUAUGAAGUUGCCAGCAGGAUUUUGGAUGAAAACACAUACAAAAUCUGUACGUGGCUGAAAGUCAGGGUCCACCAUAUUCUUUUGAAUAUCCAGGGUUCCCUGACCUGCUCCUACCUGAGCCAUCCACAGCAGCUGCCCUUCGAGAGCUUUGAGUAUGUGGAUUGCAGGGAGAACAUGUCAGUGCCCCACCUGGAGCUCCCUCGUCCAGCCUGACCUGUCUGCUGCCUCUGUACUCCAGGCACCCGCAGGCUGGUCUGCGGCUCAUUUCCAUGGAUCGCAAGGAUGGACUGUAGUGACUUUGCCGAAGGAAAAGUUCUGCUUUGUUAUCCCGUAGCACAUGGAACUUCUGUAACUAUGUCAUAGGCCCUGACACCUCAGAUCCCCUGAGUCACAUCUGACUGAUCUUACCCAUGCUCUGUGUUGAGGUGGGUCUUCAGAGAAAGUCUUAGUUUUAUUGAGACAUACAACAUGGGUGGACCCUUUCAAGUGCUUCUCCCAGUAAGAAGUGGUUUUGAGGACAUCCAGUGCCGUCUGCAAGGUCUUUUUUAGGUGACUAUAAUGUUCUCUGUCGCUUUGGUCAGGUGAUAGUGAUGGUGGUGACCUGUCUCUCAAUAAGUGGUCUCUCCCCUUACAAGCUAUCCAGAUGAGGGACCGUAAGGUCCUCAUCCUUCCUGGUUGAGGACAGUGUCCCUGGUUUCCAGGAAGGCAGAGUACUUCAUCUAAACCUCUUCCCUAUAGAACAGCUCUAAAGCUAAGUAGCUGCGGAGGAGCUGUCUGGUCUACCCUAGAUCAAAGGCAGAGUCAUUUGAAAAGGUAUUUAUUAAAGUUUCUAAGCCCACAAUCCCAAGCCCAUGUGUGUGGACACAGUACAUAGAGUAGGCCCAGUGACUGUACUCAGAAAGUCUGAAGGCCAUGAACUGUUGUCAGGCCAAAGCUGUGGGGCUCCCAUGGAUUCUCUGCACCCGGCCCACCCUCUUUUCCCAAGGCCUCUGCUGUUCUCUGGGCUUUGACUGUGAAGAGUGACAGAUUCACCAGAACUGGGCUAGAUCCUCGCCUGUCACUGCACUGAACCAAAUCCCACGUAACUCCCAAUUUCCCAAAGGAUUCUACAUAGAGAUGAGAUCUGUAUUGCAGGAAGGCAGGAAUGUUUGUUCGUUAAACUAGCUCCCCUUGGCCCUUCAGACAGGUGGUGUGGUAAGAAGCUGAUGAGGCAGUAAUGGUGACGGAACUAUAUAGCUAGACUCGGGCUGCAAGGAGGGAAAGUCUGUUGUCCCAAGCUUUCCCCCCUGAGUAGCCAGGGUUAAGGUAUGCCAACAAAACACAGAGUCGCAGGGAGGUCAAGCCGAGGUCUUGGGGUAUAAACCAUCAAAUGUAAAAGAUUUCUAUCAAUAAACUAUUUAGCGGUGCUAAAGGAAAAAAAA
Molecule: messenger RNA, 2452 nt
Organism: Meriones unguiculatus (Mongolian gerbil)
Lineage: Eukaryota; Metazoa; Chordata; Mammalia; Rodentia; Muridae
Gene: Tmem106a
Product: transmembrane protein 106A
Exons: 8
Coding region: 462-1244 (260 amino acids)
Source: RefSeq, a predicted model, not a curated record